Molecule: messenger RNA, 1896 nt
Organism: Talaromyces proteolyticus
Lineage: Eukaryota; Fungi; Ascomycota; Eurotiomycetes; Eurotiales; Trichocomaceae
Exons: 4
Coding region: 1-1896 (631 amino acids)
Biological process (GO): intracellular iron ion homeostasis; iron ion transport; copper ion import
Cellular component (GO): plasma membrane
Molecular function (GO): ferric-chelate reductase activity
Source: RefSeq, a predicted model, not a curated record
AUGGAGCCCUUGGCCGGCUAUAUAGCAGCUGUGAUAGCAUGUUUCAUUGUUAUAAUAUCAAUUUGCUUCUGGAAUAGGCAUCGUUUGAGACCUAUAACAGAUCCAAUACUACGACUCCUUCAAAGCACGUGGAAAUAUCUGCUUUACAAAGAUGUUAUCCGACAAAACAAUGUGCUUGGUCCGUGGACUGCCGCUGAACUUCUAGUGUCUCUGGCAUAUAUCUUCGUAAAUGUUUUUUCAGUUCUUUACCCUCGUGUCUCGUUGAUCAGGAUGUGUAAACAGUCCGGUACGGUGGCGUUUAUCAAUACCAUAUUUUUGUAUUGUAGCCACAAUAUCAGUUUUGUCGCAGAUGUGCUUGGUGUCACGCCGAGGGUAUGGCGUCGUCUACAUCGUACAGUUGCUUGGAUGGUUGGGGUUUUGACGACAAUCCAUAUGGGCAGCGGAUUGAGCCAGGCCAGAGCGCCAAGCCGAACCGACCUCAUCGGCUCCUUUCUUGCAUUUUCUCUUAUAAUAACCAUUCUAGCCACAUCAAUCCAUGUACUGAGAAACUUAACCAGAAAUCUGGCCUCCAAGCUACAUUGGCUGCUUGCGCUUAUCGCCAUUGCUGCCGUGUACACUCACGUCGUUAUUAAGAUAGGGAACUACUGGAUGCUAUACAUCAUUCCGAUAUGUUUCAGUGCAGCUUUCUUAAAAGAUGUUUGCCUUUUUCUCUAUAAUAACGGGAUAUUCGGUAUCCGUGGAUGGACUUAUGCUUCCUUCAUCAGAUUUGCAGACAACACAACACGGAUUGACGUGUUCCCUGGAAGGCCGGUACAGGUACAUCCUGGCCAAUAUAUUAACUUGUGGGUUCCCUUUUUCGGAGAGAACUUCUGGCCUCGUUUUCGGCAAUAUCACAUUCAGUCGUGCGAGCCCAUGCCGCAGAAACAAAUGAAGCUUUUUGACCUUCCUGGCGGAUUCCUUUCCAAAACCCCACAAAUCAAAACACUAAGGUAUAUACAAGAGAACCCUCCACGCCUUGCAUUUUUCACAGGCCCAUACGGACUGUCUCACACCUAUGUCCAGUAUGAAACGAUACUCGCCGUAAUAUACGAUUAUGGAAUCCUCUCAGUAAAUGCUCUGCUCCAAUAUAUUUAUCAAUGUAUGGAGAAUCGCACCUCGAAAGUCCGUCGAGUGCGUCUGGUAUGGCAAUGGGAAACAGUCUCUGAGACAUUUUACGAUAUCCGAGAGAUCAAAGACUUGGAAACGCAGAUCAUCGGGGAGCUGGAAAAGUUCUCAACCAGAACUGGCUUGGACCGAACCCUGAUUGAAUAUCAUCUCGGCAGAUAUGUUCCCCCAGUCCGGACAGGAGACUCGAGGGAAACGAGCAAAGAGGAAUCAGAAAUGGAACGGCUGGAGCGAGAAACGCGAGAAUAUAUUGUAUUCGACAAGGACAAAGACUCGGAGGGCACUAUGGCGAUGAAGGAAGCCCGAAAACAUGAUUUUGAUCGACUACAGGACAAGAUCGCACCACUCGAGUGUCGAAUCGAUGAAUAUGUCGCAAGAAGACGGAUCAUGGAUGAUGUCUUUGGCUGGAUAAACAAUACGGCCUUGAAACGAAACAGUGAAAACUUUACACUUCAAUGCAGCGUUUACAGAACAGACGUUAAGGAAGCAUAUAAGUCCGGGAGGGCAGAGAUCGUAGGAGGAGCUGCUGAUCUCAUGUCCAUUUUUGACUAUGAGAUAACUGAGCACCGAAGACGUAUUGAAAAUGACCCAUCCGAAAUCCGGGGGAAGUUUCUCGUUAUGGUUUCGGCGCCUCCUAGUGUACAAGCGCGGGCGCGGAAGAUUGUUGGUGCGAACCUGGGGGAUGUGGAUUUGAAAGAGUUCCAGUAUCAUGCUGGUGAAAUGUUUAACUAA